AUGUCUCCUUUUGAGCAACAGCGACCACGCAGUCAGAAGUGUGGAACAGCCCGCACAUCGAGCAACAAGGGAACGAACAGUCAACCAUCCCCAGCGUUGUUGGCUUCAAGACCCCUAGCCAAUGUCAUACAACACCAUUUGCAGCAGAAUUUGUCACGCACACCACGACCGAAUGUCAUGGAAACAAGGGUUACGCCGCCCUUCUCAGUGGAGUCGACUCCUGGCGGUAGGGAUGUUGGAUCUCGUCGCACAGAUAUGCGCGUCCGUACGGGUCACGCAGCUGUUGACUCGAGUUCAUUAGCGGCAGCAUAUGCCCCCUAUUCAGGCGCAACAUUGACAUCAACCCUAUGGGAAAAUAAUGCCCGCGAUGAGACACCGGGGUCACCUCUGCACAUUUCUCGCAUGCGGGAUCCGACGCGUCAUUGCAGUGAAGACGAGGAGAGCCGUGGAAAUCUUGAUAUCAUGCGUGUGGGGUAUUUGGGCACUUGUGCACACGUAGCGGCAGAGUUGCCGAAUAUCCACCGCAAUCCCGAUCAACCCACCGCGUUUGUGGGAAAGAACGCCCCGGUGGUGACAGAGCGGAACGACCUGUCGGUGAGUGGAUACUCAAGGAGUGAUUCGGUAGUGAAAAAGAGCCCAACGAAGGACAAAAAAACAGACAAAACACCACCGAAGAAAGAUUCCACACGUAUUUGGUGGGGUUUUGAUAGCUACCGCUUUGGGAGUGAAAGUGGAUGCGGAUCCCCUGAAGUGGUUCGGCAAUGCCUUCCUAAUCUCACGGGCGUAGGAAGUCAAGCAUCAAAAGAGGCUCCCGGACCUCAAACCACCGUGGCACCAUCCAACACCACUCCUGCAGUGGAGCUGCCCAAUGCAUUGCGAACCACCACCGCCAACAGUACGCGAACCUCAAAGAAGGUGAAGUAUGCGCCCGCUGAUCAACCAUCCGUUGACGACCGAAGUGUCGAGGAGGUGCAGACGAGCGUUAACAAACGCCGCACUUCCCUUCAGCGUAGCAAAAAAACAAAAAGUGGUUCCUCUCAGUUGGAGGAGGACGCAGCAUUUCUAGCGCCCGUGGCUCAAACGCCCUCCUUAAAUGUAAAAAGAUUACCGAGUGCGAAAGAGAAAAGGAAAGAUGUGUCAUCAGCUAACCCUCGAAUGCCCCCGUGCACGGCGUUGCACUCAAGUGCGUUCGAUGAAACUAGUCAAAUGUUACAACACUGCGGCAAUUCCACUACAUCAAGUGGGCGCAAGAAAAAUAUUGAGGAAAACGACAUCAAAACGCAUGGAUUGGAUGUACUGCGCAUGUCCACAAGCGUAUCCGGAGAUUUUCUUUCGUUGUGUGGUAGUCGCUCCAAUAGCGCGGUAAGGCAAUUGUUUAUGUUGCUCAAUGGAGAAGGGGACCACGAAUCGAACGAUCUUUCAAGGACAAAUUCAGCGAACGGGGCUCGGAAGAGAUGA
Messenger RNA from Trypanosoma brucei brucei TREU927, 1458 nucleotides. RefSeq lists its product as hypothetical. NCBI's taxonomy places the organism in Eukaryota, Euglenozoa, Kinetoplastea, Trypanosomatida, Trypanosomatidae. The transcript has a single exon. The record is from RefSeq and is a predicted model, not a curated record. Bases 1 to 1458 code for a protein of 485 amino acids.